UAGCGCUAAUGACGCCGAAUCGAAGAGAGGCCAUUCCGGGUCUCGCGGAGCCCUUUAAAGUUCUUUUCUCGGACAAUUUCUUAAUUUAGUCUUUUUUUCUCAAACUCGACAACACAGGACAUAUGUUUUAAAUUUUAGAUGGAGAAACGUCCACCUUCAAACGCAACUAGUGACGCAAACAUGUCACAGAUAAAGGUCUUUCUGGAAGAUGAAUUCCGCACAGAGUUAAUAAUGCAGCAGCGGCACCUGAAGAACCUGAGCCGGACGCUCAGCCAACAGCUGCAGGAGACAGGGAAGAGGCAGAAGGAGAAGUUGGUGGAGUUGGAGAAGAAGAUUAUUCUGUCAACACAUGCACAACAGGAGCCUAGUUUUAAAAAGCAGCUGAACCAUAAAACUGUAGUAAAGAGGAGGUCGUUCUCAGAUCACCACAGACCGAGAGAGAAACUCAAUUCACCUUCUUCAGCCUGUUUAACUUCAAAAAAGUUGAAACGUAGCACAGUGGGGACGUCCAAGCAGUCGGCCACGGAGACGCAGCAGUGUGAACGUGUUUCGUUGUUAAAAACAACGCAAACACACCAAGAGGAGAAUGCUGUGGCUGAAUGUCAGAGGAAGUUUACUGCUCUUCCUGUUCCCAGCCAUGUUACCCGGCCUCUCUUUCAAGAGAUGAAGGAGUUGAAAGACAAAGAGAGGAAGGAGUGUCAAGAGCAGAGGAAGACUUUUCUGCUUUCUUUGCAAAAACCUUUUAGUUUCCAAGUGAGGGAAAACGGGAAAAUGGAGAAGCUGGUAGCCAAAAUGAACCGACUCACUCAGGAAGAGACAGACAAGGCAGCUUCUGUCAAGAAAAGUGUGCAAAAUAAAUCAACAUUCAUCAAAAUGGAAAAAGACUCACAAGACCGUGACCAGGAAGCCCAGCAAGAGGUCUGCAGGCCAGUACAGGAUCAGAAGUCUGUUCAAAAGGGGAUGCCUGUUGUGUGCUCCAGCCCAAAACAUCGUGCUGCCGACCGCACCAAGAAAGAGAAGCUUGGAUUCCUGGACGAGCAGCCAAGUUUCCACCCAAGAAUCAAUCAGCAGGUCCCUGAUUUCGACAGGUUACACAAGGCCCUGCAGACUGAGGUGCUGAGGAACAGUCAGAGCAAAGAAGGGACAAAAUGUCAGCCCUUCUACCUCAGAACAUCAGCUCUGCCUCAACGGCAAAAAAUAAUCAGCCCGGAAACGUCACAGGAACCAAAGAUAAGUCACCUCAACAGAAGUAGAUCACUGGGGGCCUUGACGUCACUGUCCACAGACACACUGCCCACCUACAUCACCGAUGCUGCGAGGAGGCGCAGCAUGGCCAUCAGAAAAUCACAGGAGUUGCGGCACAGUAAGGAGCAGGAGAGUGAAGACUGGUUUAAGAAGUACCAGCUGAGGUCCCAGGCCAUGAGGAGAAACGUCGGCCUCCACGCCAAGUCGUUGGACUCCAACCACGGCCUGAAAAAAGGGUUUAAAGAAAAACUCAGGAAACAUAUGAUGGCUGACCAACAACGGAUGAGGGAGUACAGCAAAGAGCUGCAGGAGAUGAAGACGCGAGUCAGCGAACGGCCUUUUCUGUUUGAGCAGCUGAAACAGAAAAAUGCUAGGGCUCUGGCCGAGCAAACCUACAGGAACACACUGAAGAAAGCUGGCGUUACGGAGCGGUUUGUUGAAGAAAAGGGAGCAGCGGUCGAAGAGUCGCCCAUGUCGUCCGGUCUUGAGGGCGACAGUGACGACAAUGACCUCAGCAAUGAUAAUUACAUUCAGAGCAGGGAAGAAAAUGUAGACGACGGAGAGAAAAUUGAAGAUGUGGACGAGGAGAGCGUGAAGUCCAGAGGGGAAGAAAUGCCAUGAUCAAAGAGGUUCGUGCGGCACGGAUUUUCUUUCUUUUUUCUUUUUUUGCGGCCACUCCGCCAGAAAACAACACUGUCUUCGAAAAUGAUUCAUGUCACAGUUAACUAUGAGCACUAAACAUGUGAUCGUUUGUGAUGUGUAAGUAGAAAUUACGAAAUGACAAAACAGUUGAACUCUGACAUCCACAGAUGCUGAUUACGGCCGGAGGAAAAUAAAAAGUUUAUGGCACAGCAUUAUUAAGUAGUAUUUUUCAUAGUUUGGGUUCAGAACACACACACAUUCAGGUUUCGUGCAGCUAUUCCUGUCAGGAUUCUACACUGACUACUAUUCAUUUUGCAUGAAAAGCCCAAACAGAACCUUCGUACUCUAACCCUAACAACUAUUCACAUCUUUAUUACACUUUCACCAGAGCCUCAGAAGUGAGAUUGUGUUUCAUAAGGACCAGGAUUUUUGUCGCCAUUUGAACUGCUGGUCUGAAGAAGGAAUUAUAGUCGGCGGGUAUUUUUUUAAACAUAUUGAAUUCAGAAAAAGAAACCACUCUUUGCAUGUAACCAGUGAAAUACCCAAGUGAUGACACCACAGCAGUAGGCAUCACUUGGUUGUCCCUCCAGGUGGCGAAUGAGUUUUGGUGCUUGCUCAACUCCAGUCCUCUGACUUCAGGCCUGAUGCUCUAAGCCAGUCAUGUCCAACAUCCGACCCAGGGCCCAAUUCUGAGCCAUGGUUAAAUUUGUACUCACAGCUUCUGUCAUAAAAUGCAUCACUUGUGGCUAGCCAACUAGAGCAUUGUUUCCCAAAGACUGAGUCGGGACCCUUAGGUGGGUCGCAAGAGUUUUUUUUUUUGGG
Molecule: messenger RNA, 2709 nt
Organism: Cynoglossus semilaevis (tongue sole)
Lineage: Eukaryota; Metazoa; Chordata; Actinopteri; Pleuronectiformes; Cynoglossidae
Gene: fam161b
Product: FAM161 centrosomal protein B
Exons: 9
Coding region: 139-1866 (575 amino acids)
Biological process (GO): cilium organization
Cellular component (GO): cilium
Source: RefSeq, a predicted model, not a curated record